UGAUCUUUUGCCUUUCUUUUAUUUCUUUUGCUCACGUUUCUGAUUCACCAUUCCGUAAAACCAUAAAUAUAAUGGGACCUGUAUAUACCGUUCGUCAUGGAAAACUUUUGUCGCGAUGUCGCUGUGAGAGAUCACCUGCCGGAAGGGGUGAGCCACCAGUAUUUUUCGUGAAAUUUGAAUGCAGUGGAUAAUGCAGUGAAUAAAUCGGAUACAUAGUAUUAUUAAUAAUACCAAUUGUUAGAACUAUUGACAAUUCGGAAAACGCUCAUUCAGAUGAUACCGCGCUACUUAAUGCGCCUGCGUUGUAAUAAGAUACAUAUGCAUUAUUGUUGAGUGAGAUAUAGCAAGAUCGUAAAAUCGGAGUUAUUCAAGUUUAUAUGUGUUAAAAACCGAGAUAAUAAUUUGAGACAUAUAAAAAAAGAUAAGGAGCUGAAUACCUCGUUCAGAAUCGUAUGGUGUUAAUUUUGAGUUUUCUUCCUUUGUAGUUUUGUGUAUUUAAAAAGAAUUAUAUGUAUACAACCUGAGAAGAUUUUAGACGUAUACAAUUUGUUAUAUUUCAGGCAAUACAUGUAUUAUAAAAGAAUUUGGUAGGUUGAUUGAGUAAUAGCUUUUAUGGUCAAAGUACUUCUGUGAAAUGCAUGGAAUCAUUAUUGAUGUCGCUAAUAUAUAUUAAUACUUUAAUUUACAACCUCAUUGCAUGUCUUCCAUUAAGUAUACGUUGCAUACUUUCUGAUUAAAGUUUCGUACGCAUUUUGAUACGCGUAGUCAUGCGGAUGAAUUGUCAACUUCCCGGUAAAGCUCAUCAAAUUGAACCACUUAUAAUUGGUACAAUAGCAAUGACUAUUAGGGGAAAACAUUACUAUUUCUUAAAUAUUGUUAUCGUUUAAUCAAUAAAGAUAAAAUGACAUAAAGUAUUUAUUUACUUAAAAGAUAUAACGUUAAUGGGCGAACAAGUAGCGGUUAUGGGAAGUAGAUUAAAAUAGCGUAUGACACAUAUACGGCCAAAUAUUCGUCGCUCGUUUUACUAAGCAAUCGCCAUGCAUGCCGAGCAGGGAAGUUAAGUUAGUCAUGUGUCUUGUAUCGGGAUGAAACACGACGAAGUGAAGAGAAUAAAAGUUCACGUGAUUAAUCGACGAUCAACAAAAGGAAGGAUCCACUUGUCAAAUGCGUUGGAUCAACGGGAACCUGAUCUUCCUGGUUCCUGUUUGUUACACAUAACGGAAUACCAUGGAGUUUGCUCGUGGAAAAAAUGAGUCAAGAUGCGACCUGUGCUUUUUCUAUAUGCCGUUAUCACGGUCCUACUUCAUGUCCUAGCCAGACAUGCACACGGACAGAAGCAAGAACUAGGCAUGAUCUUCACUAAACACCCGCAACCUUUGGCCGCGCCAAUAGGGGAUGAUGUGAAUUUUGAAUGCAAUUUGAAUCUCGGGGCAGAACGUUUCUCCUGGCGCCAUAGACCAUUAGGUUCGGAUAGGUGGUUGCAGGUUUUCCACAUGUCUAGUAACGGUGGCAAAACGUCCAGGCACGUAGUGAACUUUGACAAUGAAUCCAAAGCCGGAGAUUACCGUUGUAUAGCAUUUUAUGGUUCGAGUGGUUUAGCUUCUGACCCGGCAAGAUUAACGCUUGCUACGCUAGAGAAGUUUACCGAUAAGAGCGAAGUCAUUAUAAACGUUCCAGCAGGGAAUACCGUGCCUAUCACUUGUCCUGUGCCUUACUCAGCCCCAGAGGCGAUAGUUGAGUUUUACAAAGAUAAUAAUCCUGUAAAAAAUGUUAACGUAGUUGGUAGCAAGACCAUGGUCAUUGAAAAUGCUAAAGUAUCGGACAGUGGAUCUUAUCACUGCACUGCUGAAAAUUACAUAACUACUCAGAUAUAUCGGAGUAACCAUAAGACGAUCUUAAACGUAAACACAAAUACCAGUUUUCGAGCACCAUACUUUCUUAAACAACCACAAACGGAGUACAAGGUUUUGAGGGGUAAAAACGUAACUUUGGAAUGCUUUGCCGCUGGUUACCCAAUCCCUUCUGUCACGUGGACUAGAUUAGGUAGUUCGUUACCACUGAACUCCAUUAAAACUGCGAUGGGCUUAACGAUAAUUAACGUUCAAUCAGCGGACAGGGGAGAAUAUGAUUGUAUAUGGAGUAGUCAUGGAGUAAACAUCAAGUCUGUGAUCAUACUAAAAGUUAUGGAAGCUCCAAAGGUGAUUAAGCCACCGAAGGCAGCAACGUUCUCCGAAGGUGGAGAAUUGGACCUCUCUUGCACGGUAACGGGCGAACCACAACCGAAAUUUGAGUGGCUAAUUAAUGGGGAAUCUUUGACGCCUGGUGGUAAUGUGGAAAUCGAAGGUUCGAGUCUUUCUAUCUCCGAGGUUGAAAAAAAGCACGCUGGAAUUGUCCAGUGUGUCGCAAGUAACGAAUAUGGGUCUCAUUCCGGUUGCAAUUUGCUAAGAGUGAACCCUAAACAACAUAUUGGGACGACUGAAGCCAAACAGGAUUAUGGAAUCUCUAAUUCAAGACACAAACAUACAAGGGGAGGAGGAAGAAGAAGGAGUAAGGAAGGGAAGCGUAAAGGCACUGCUGUGCUAGUACCACCGAAUCUACCGAAUGUCACCAGACUCUCAGACGUGUCCGUGAUGGUUAGGUGGUCUGUACCUGAGAACACAGGACUGCCGAUUCAAUUUUUCAAAGUUCAAUAUCGCGAACUUGGACAGAAGAUGAAUGGCAGACAAGCAAAAUGGAUGACCGCGAACUCGGAGAUACCGAAUCACGUACGGUCGUUCGAAGUAACUGAUUUACAGCCUAAUCAUACUUAUCGGUUUCGAAUUGCUGCAGUUUACUCGAACAACGAUAAUAAACUUAGUCCAAACUCUGUACGUUUUCAUCUGAAUAAAGAUGGCGGAAUCGAAAGUAAUAGGAUGCCAAUACCUUUGUUAACGAACACCGAGGCUUUGAGUCCACACGAAGUAUUACUCAUUUGGCAGAAUUCAGAUAAUUCGGCGAACAUCGAUGGUUUCUAUGUGUAUCACCGAGCUUCUACCACAGUUAGCGAUUAUAUAAAAACUACGGUUGAAGGAAAAGACUCUUUCAACAUAACUAUUUCCCAUUUGCAACCGGAUACAACGUAUGAGUUUAAAGUUCAGAGUUUUUCCGUAGACGCAGCUUCGGAAUUUUCUAAGAUCCUUCGACAAAAGACGAAAAGAGCUGUAAAUACGAACGAACAUGCUAAUCAUGAUAAUAAAAAUGAUCAUGGCAGCAAUUUAACAUUAGAUAGUCGAGUAAGGCCUGCAGAUGAUAAAAAUGUAAAUAUGUAUGCCAUAAUUGGCGGAGUUCUCGGAGGAUCGACUCUGUUGGGCAGCUUAACUGCAAUCGCAGUAGUAUAUAAGAGGACGAAGCACAAACAAAGCCGGGAAUCAUCGCAAAGCGAAGGAAAACCGAUAACAAACGGAAGAGUAAUGAAUGGCGGAGUAACUGACUCGAAAAUAAACAUAACAUCAAAUCCACUUGCUGGUCUCGAUACAUCUGAAGAUAUAAUACAGCCUAAGACCGGGCAACAGUCGCCGAUGGAAAUGGCAUCGUUUCUUAACGGACAAAACAACAGCAACAACAACCAUAACAACAGUGACACAGCUGGGACUGACCAGUGAAACGCAUCAAUAGACUGAGAGUCCCUUCUGCUCCAGGAAUCACUGCCUAUCGAACAGUCUCUCUGCGACCAACCAUUUUCCUCUAUGCUUUAAAAAGACUUUUUAUAGUGCUCAGAUCGUAUUUCCAGAUGUCAAUUUUAUCAAACUUUUAUCAACUACGUUGCGACGGAAAUAUGCGGAGAAAACGAUAUACGAACGUUGUCGCUUCCAAUGAUGCUUCUUUUAAUAGUGAGAAACUUUAGAAACUUUAGUCAUUCAUUAGGUUUACAAUGAGUGAACCGUUUUAAGACAUUUACAGGAUGUCAUAAUAGGUAUGCUCAAGUGUUUCAAUCAAGAUUGUUAGAUAUGUAUUCAUUUAACGAUCGUAUCCUACGUAAUCAGUUUUAGGUUUUCUUCUUUUCUCUUUGACGGUAAAUUGCGACUUUUUUCAAGCUCAAAAUAGAAUUAGAAAUUCACGAUUGAUCAUGAAGUGGGUAAAAUAUGCAAAGUACCUGUCCGCUGUCUUCUUCGACCUCUUCGUUCUUUUAUCUCUUUGUUGCUCUCUUAUAUUAUAUCUUUGUCUCUUUUUGUAUCCACUUGAUGGUCGACAAUUAGCGAGUUUCAUUUGUAAUUAGACACGCAAGAACGAAAAAUUUAUGAGCUCGUAAUUUAAACUAUAUUCGUUUUUGUAACAUUUAGCUUUUACCGUAUACUCGCCUAAUUUUAUACUAAUUUUAAUUCAGGCAGCUUUUACGAGUUAUGUUUGUUUCCUCAUUUAAAUUAAUUAGCGUCCAUUAUUUUAUGUUGUAAAUACGUGAGAUAUUAGUGAUUAUGUCGAAUUUAGAGGCGAAUGAUUUUGUGCCUGAUAAAAAAGACAGCUGUGCUAUGUAUUUUAUAUAAUACUACAUGUUUUAGGAAAUAUUAUUGGUGAUGCUGGAAUUUUCUUUGGAAAUUCUUGAAUCGCGAUAGAAUAGAACUUUGUUCAAAUUUUUUCUCUUUUUUUAAUGAUCAUUGUAUCAUUAUCUUAUAUAUUAUGAUUAUUCAUACAUUAUCGUCGUUGAUAUUGAUAAAAUAAUGACUUUAACGGAAUAAUUUUUACGUUAGAGAGCGAACAAACCUCAUACGAAUUGCUACUAGAAUAAUAGAAAUAAUUCAGUCACACAUCGCUAACAGUAUUUGUUACGUAAUAUCAAGAACUUCUAAUAACAGUAUUUUCCUAGCUUCGAGUUAGAUGCAAUUUCUUUUAGUGACCGAUAUUAGAUUCCAGACGGUAAUCAAGCUUUACGAUAAAUUAUACGUUAAAAAGAAUCCGAGAAUUAUAUUUAAACAUGCUAGAAUUUUUAGUCAAAAUUUCGAUAUCAAAAAAAAGGAAACAAAAAUGUGUAAAUAAGUAUUUAUACAAUUUUUUCGAUUUUAGGUCGUUCUAUAUAUAACAUAUCUUUUAAUUUAGUGUUAAUUAUUUAAAUUGUCUAUUUUAAAAGAAAACAAAGUCAGAAGAUCAGUUUGCAAACGGGACAAGAACAAAUUUUUGUACAUAUAUACUAAAAUGGGUCAAAUUUUAUGAAGGAGCAUAUUGUGCCUUAAAUCUUGCCUAUACAAACUAGUGUUAAGAUUAAUUAUUUAUGUAUCUAUGUAUGCAUAUCGACAUUUUGUGUACUUAAUUUUUUUUUAAUAAAUAUGCUGAAAAAAAAUUCGACUUCAUGUUGAAUGUUAUGCGUUAAAGAACUUUAAA
This is a messenger RNA of Bombus pyrosoma, 5352 nucleotides long. RefSeq names its product interference hedgehog-like. The transcript has 7 exons. Gene Ontology annotation, molecular function: protein binding. Gene Ontology annotation, biological process: nervous system development; cell-cell adhesion; axon guidance. The record is from RefSeq and is a predicted model, not a curated record. The coding region runs from base 1260 to 3641 and encodes 793 amino acids. NCBI's taxonomy places the organism in Eukaryota, Metazoa, Arthropoda, Insecta, Hymenoptera, Apidae. Gene Ontology annotation, cellular component: plasma membrane; axon.